This is a messenger RNA of Phytophthora nicotianae INRA-310, 1224 nucleotides long. RefSeq lists its product as hypothetical. The transcript has a single exon. NCBI's taxonomy places the organism in Eukaryota, Oomycota, Peronosporomycetes, Peronosporales, Peronosporaceae. The record is from RefSeq and is a predicted model, not a curated record. The coding region runs from base 1 to 1224 and encodes 407 amino acids.
AUGGAUCCUAGAGAAGCGCCGGACUCAAGGGAAGAUGCCGUCAUAAGUGACGGUGAAGCUACGGCAUACGCUCUCGACAGUGACAUGAAGUGGUUUGUGAGGACUGCUGUGCGGGGAGUGCCUCGUCAUCAUCGUUCAGCGUACAUGUAUCAGCGCUUGCUUCAAACCCGUGAGACUGGUAAUACUCUGGAAGCUGCCGUUUUCUUUUCAGAGUUGGCUACAAUGGCGAAACCGGUGCCUACCCGACGUGUGCCUUUCAAUUUUUACAGUGUGUCGGAGGAUGAAUCUCUCAUACGAUUCAGGUUUUCCAAAGCAGAACUAGUCAUGCUCAUUGAGUUAAUGGGUUUGACUGAAACUAUAACGAGAGAGAGAACUAAAGCAUCAGCAAUCGAAGCUCUUUGCAUUUUGCUGUAUAGGCUGGCCGCUCCUGUACGUGGAACCGAGCUACAAGACUACUUCUGUCGCUCUGAGAGCGGGAUAUCAAACAUUUUCUUGCACACGUUGAAUUUUCUCGAUGUCAAGUAUAAGAAGCUACUAGCAUUUGGCGGUCACAUCGCAGCUACACGACUUUGUGUGUACUCAAAUGCAAUCUUCGAAGCUGGAUCGCCGUACACAAACAUUUGGAGCUUUAUUGAUGGCACUGUUAGAGGUAUUUGCCGUCCGCAGCCAAGGAAAAAUGGCACUGGGAAGAUGUUGACACAGCAAUCAGUUUAUAAUGGUCACAAGCGCAAGCAUGGUCUCAAAUUUCAGACUCUAGUCGCUCCCGAUGGACUUAUUAUCCAUCUAUUCGGGCCAUUUCCUGGGCGCAACCACGACAUUAAGAUGUUUGCCAAGUCCGGCCUUGCUGACCAGGUUCGUAGCGAUUUUCGCUUUGCCGACUACAGAAUUUUUGGUGACUGUGCUUAUGGCCGCGACGAUGUGAGGCUGAGCCCAUUCGAAGGCGCAGUUGGAAACCUUACCGAUGCGCAAAAGGAUAUAAACCGCAAGAUGAGCAAGGUCAGAGUGUCUGUCGAGUGGUCUUAUGCUCAAGUGGUGAACUAUUGGAAAACACUUGACGUCAAGUCAAAUCUUCGUGUCGGUACACAACCUGUUGGACAAAUGUAUCGCGUUGGUAUCUUAAUGACCAAUUGCAUAACAUGCACUCGUGGUGGGAAUACUGCAAGCGACUACUUCAGGGUCAAACCACCAGAUAUCAGAGAAUAUUUGAGGGCAAACAGCAAUUAG